This is a messenger RNA of Myripristis murdjan (pinecone soldierfish), 1113 nucleotides long. RefSeq names its product KISS1 receptor b (gene kiss1rb). Gene Ontology annotation, cellular component: plasma membrane. Gene Ontology annotation, biological process: G protein-coupled receptor signaling pathway. Gene Ontology annotation, molecular function: G protein-coupled receptor activity. Bases 1 to 1113 code for a protein of 370 amino acids. The transcript has 6 exons. The record is from RefSeq and is a predicted model, not a curated record. Lineage: Eukaryota; Metazoa; Chordata; Actinopteri; Holocentriformes; Holocentridae.
AUGACAGUGGACCCAACAGCCAAUCGUGAUGCAGACUGCGGCUCCGUCUGCAAUGAGUCGGCGGCCCUGGAGGGUCAGGGACUGCCGGUGCUGGUCGAUGCCUGGCUGGUGCCCACCUUCUUCGGCCUCAUCAUGCUGAUCGGCCUGGUGGGAAACUCGCUGGUCAUCCAUGUGGUCACCAAGCAUCAGCAGAUGAAGACCGUCACCAACUUUUACAUAGUGAACCUGGCUACCACCGACAUCCUGUUUCUGGUGUGCUGUGUGCCCUUCACAGCCACACUCUACCCACUGCCCAGCUGGAUCUUUGGAGACUUUAUGUGCCGACUGGUGAACUACCUUCAGCAAGUGACUGCCCAGGCAACUUGUAUCACCCUGUCUGCCAUGAGUGUGGACCGCUGCUAUGUGACCGUCUACCCCCUGCAGUCGCUCCGCCACCGCACCCCUCGCAUGGCCCUGGCUGUUUCCAUAUCGAUUUGGAUAGGCUCUUUGCUCCUGUCCAUUCCUGUGGCCAUAUACCAGCGUCUGGAGGCCGGCUACUGGUUUGGCCCGCAGACAUACUGCAGCGAGGCCUUUCCUUCUGCCAGGCUCCAGAAAGCCUUCAUCAUCUACAGCUUCCUGGCCGUCUACCUCCUGCCCCUGCUCACCAUCACCGCCUGCUACGCCUUCAUGCUCAAGCGCAUGGGACAGCCCAGUGUGCAGCCUUGUGACAGUGCCUACCACCUGCACGCCCAGACGGAGCGGGCAGCAGCGGUGCGGGCGCGAGUCUCCCGUAUGGUAGCGGUGAUGGUGGCCCUGUUCCUCAUCUGCUGGGGCCCCAUCCAGGUCUGCAUCCUCCUACAAGCCUUUGGCCUCCGCAGUUACGUACUCUAUAAGCUGAAGAUCUGGGGUCACUGCAUGUCUUAUUCCAACUCCUCUGUCAACCCGCUGGUUUAUGCCUUCAUGGGCAACAACUUCAGGAAGGCCUUCAAGCAUGCCUUCCCUGCCAUCUUUCUGUGGCGGACCCAGGUGAGAGUCAGAGUGGGGAACAGAGACGGAGAGGAGGAGGAGGGAGAGAGGGAAUGCCAGGCACCCAAAUGCGACACAGAGAUGCACUUUCUUUCAUCUGAGUCCUAA